UUCCCAACUUCAUCCAUUCCACAAUUCCAUGAUUCGAUUCCACAGUUCCAUGAUUCGAUUCCACAGUUCCAUGAUUCCUUGAUCCCACAAUUCCAUGAUGCUCAAACCUUCAUGGUCUUGGAGGCCUUUCCCAACCUCAGCCAUUCCACAACUCCAUCAUUCCGAAUUGCCAGGAUUCUCCGAGCUCAAACUCCGUGUUCUUGGAGACCUUUCCCAACCUCAGCCAUCCCCCGAUUCCACGGAUGCAAUCCCAGCUCUCAUUCCCCGCCUUUCCCCCGUGAAUCCCAACAUUCCCGGCUGCCACAAAUCCUCCCUCGGGCCUCACCUCUCCCUUUUCCCUCCCUCCAGCGACCUCCAGGCUCCCUUGGAAAGCUUGGAAUUGGCCUUCUGCUCCCUCGUUCCCGCCGACCUCGCCUUCCUCUCCCAAAGCUUCCACGCUCCCGCCCUCAAAAGGUUGGAUCUGAGCGGCCACGACUUCUCCCAAGGCCUCCUGGAGCCGCUCCGGCUGCUCCUGGAGGAAACCUCGGCCUCGCUGCUGCACCUGGAUCUCAUGGAAUGCCGCAUGGCCGACUCGCACCUGGACGCGCUGCUCCCGACGCUCCGGCGCUGCUCCCGCCUGCGCUUCCUGGGACUCUACGUCAAUUCCCUGUCCACGGCCGCGCUCAAGGAUCUGCUCCAGAAAACCUUGGAGCUGCCCGAUCUCCACCUGGUCGUGUAUCCCUUCCCCGUCGAUUGCUACAAGCCGGAGCCCUCGGAAUUCGAUUGGAAUUUUGAGGAGCCCAUGGACGGGGAGCUUUUGGAGGCGGUCGAGGCAGAGUUUUCCCAAAUGCUGGCGAAUUCCGGGAGAUCCGACCUCGUCUGGACUUCCAAUCCCUACGGCCACGGAGCCCUGGACUAUUUCUCCUUGUGACUCGGGAAAAGCUCCAUCCCUCUUCCUCCUCCUCCCCAAAAUCCAGUUGUUUUCCGCCUCAUUCCGGUGGUUUUUCCUUUUAUUUCGGUGCUUUUCCGCCCGAUUUCGGUUUUUUCCCGCCUCAUCCCGAAGUUUUCUGUCUUAUUUCAGGAUUUUUCCUCCCCCAUCCCGAUAUUUUCCCCCUCAUCCCGGAAUUUUUCCGCCCCGUUUCGGUGUUUUCCCACCCCCAUCCCGUUGUUUUUUUCCCCCCCUCUCUUUUCGCAGAACUUUUAUUUCCACAUCCAGACGGACAAAAAAAAACCCCCCAGAAUUCCCUUAAUUCCCGUGGGUUGUUAAUGAUUUACGAGUUAAUUAUUAAUUAAGGAUUAUUAAUUGCUGGUUGUUAA
Messenger RNA from Cyanistes caeruleus (blue tit), 1296 nucleotides. NCBI's taxonomy places the organism in Eukaryota, Metazoa, Chordata, Aves, Passeriformes, Paridae. The record is from RefSeq and is a predicted model, not a curated record.